AACUUUCUUUCAAAAUUUUUGAACGAAGAGAAAAGUUCUUGAUUUUUUUCCGCUCAUCCCACCAUCUGAUAGAGCAUUUUCUUCUCUUUUGACCGUCAAAAUGAGUUCAGCAAUGAUGUAUGAGACUAUCUGGUUUGAUAAGGACAAGUAUGAUACAGCUGAAGAGCUUUUAUUUCAAGCUCACUUGAACGGCCCUUCUUCUGCUUCACCAUCAACACCAACCUCUGCUCCUGUUUCGUCCCCAAAAACACAGGGCUCUUGUUCCUCCUCUGCCAAGGAGAUUGCAGAAGCUCGUAGAAAAAUACAACAAACUUUGAGUGCGGCCCCAGCUACUUCUUCAUCUCCUGUUACUUCUGCAAGUGAAAAGCGCAUGGCUCAACUAGAGACAGAAAAUAAGGAGCUUCGUAAAACUACCGAAGACUUGACAGCUGCGAUUCAGAAACUAGAGCUUAGAGUAUCCAAACUUGAAUCUGGUAAAACUGAUGCUCCAGCUGCCGCUCCUGCUCCAGCUGCCCCAGUGAAGGAAGAGAAGAAAAAAGAAGAAAGUGAUGACGAUGAUGAUGUGGAUUUGUUUGGAUCUAGCUCAGAUGAAGAUGAUGAGGAACAAGAAAAAAUCAAGGCGGAGAGGCUGGCUGCUUAUCAAGCUAAAAAAGCCAAGAAGCCCCAAGUAAUAGCAAAAUCUACCAUUGUCCUAGACGUCAAGCCUUGGGAUGAUGAAACAGAUUUGGCAGAAAUGGAAUCAAAAGUUCGAUCCAUUCAGACUGAAGGACUUCUCUGGGGAGCUUCAAAAAUCAUACCAAUCGCAUAUGGCAUCAAGAAACUUCAAAUYGGUUGUGUAGUUGAGGAUGACAAAGUUGGGACAGAUUUCCUAGAGGAAAGCAUCACAGGCUUCGAAGACUUUGUCCAGAGUGUAGACAUCGUGGCAUUCAAUAAAAUCUAAUUCCAUGCCGUAACCCAGUGAAAUUAAGAAUAAAAGGACUAGUAAAGAAA
Actinia tenebrosa (Australian red waratah sea anemone) is the source of this 990-nucleotide messenger RNA. RefSeq names its product elongation factor 1-delta. The record is from RefSeq and is a predicted model, not a curated record. Gene Ontology annotation, molecular function: translation elongation factor activity; guanyl-nucleotide exchange factor activity. NCBI's taxonomy places the organism in Eukaryota, Metazoa, Cnidaria, Anthozoa, Actiniaria, Actiniidae. Gene Ontology annotation, biological process: translational elongation. Gene Ontology annotation, cellular component: cytosol; eukaryotic translation elongation factor 1 complex.